AUGAACGGCGACCACCACCACCACCACCAUCACGAUCGGCCAAUCUUCCCAUUCAAACGCAAAGAAGACAACUCCUCCUCCUCCACCAUUGUCUUCCCAUCCUCCUCCUUGAUAAACCCUAACAAUACAAUAAGAGCAGCAGCAACAACAACAACAGAUUUCAAAUCUGCAUUUGUCGAAGAACCCUCGGCCAAGAAGUUGCGAACUUCCACCAAGGACCGCCACACCAAGGUCGAUGGCCGCGGGCGACGCAUCCGCAUGCCGGCAAUCUGCGCCGCCCGGGUCUUCCAGUUGACCCGCGAGCUUGGCCACAAGUCAGAGGGUGAGACCAUCGAGUGGCUUCUCCGGCAGGCGGAGCCCGCCGUCAUCGCCGCCACCGGCACCGGCACAAUUCCGGCCAACUUCGCCUCCCUCAACAUCUCCCUCCGGAGCUCUUGCUCGAGCAUAUCCUUCCCCUCCUCCUAUGAUUUCAGCCCCGGCUAUGGUUUCCGGGGGAUGUCGCCGGAAAGUUACCCGGCGGCGACGCUACUCAAUUUUCAGGCGGCCAGCCUAAAUCCUAGUUUUACGCCGGCGAAGCAGGAAUCUAGGGGAAAUCACAAUAAUAACGGCGAUUGUAAUAGCAAUUCGUUUGAUUUGAGCGAGGCGGGGGAGGAGGAGGGUUUGGGGAGGAGGCAGAGGGCGGAGCAGGAGCUGCUGCAGCCGCCGCCGGCGGGUCAUCAGAUCGGGAGCUAUCUGCUGCAGUCUAGCGCAGGGGCUAUGCCGGCGGGACAGGGCAUGAUCCCGGCGAAUUUCUGGAUGUUGGCGAAUUCCGGCAGGAAUCGGGUUGUGGGGGCGGCGGCCGGCGGCGGCGGGGAUUCGAUAUGGACGUUUCCGUCGGUGAAUAUUGGGAGCGGCUCGGUGGCGGCCGUGUACAGGGGGACGAUGUCGACGGGGCUGCAGUUUGUGAAUUUCCCGGUGCCGGUGGCACUGCAGCUGGGCGGCGGCGGAGGUGGGGAGAUGGGCGAAGGGCAAUUGGGUAUGCUGGCGGGAAUGAAUCCGUACCGGGCGGGGGACGGCGGAGUUUCGGAGGGUCAGGCGAGUUGGUCGCACGGCGACGGGGAUGAGCGGCACGGCCACGCUGGCGGCAGCCACGAUUCGUGA
Messenger RNA from Striga asiatica, 1140 nucleotides. NCBI's taxonomy places the organism in Eukaryota, Viridiplantae, Streptophyta, Magnoliopsida, Lamiales, Orobanchaceae. The record is from the annotation of a GenBank genome assembly.